AUGCUGUCCAUCCGCUUUCUCUGCCUUCCCCUUCUCCUCGCAGCUACCGCACUCGCCGCGCCCACCGCGCCCGACACGCCUGUCCUCGAGAAGCGUACCUCCCCAAAGGUCACUCUCGACAAGGCCACCUUCGUCGGCACCGGGGACGGCAGCGUGAACAAGUUCCUCGGCAUCCCCUUCGCCAAGGCCCCUGUCGGCAACCUGCGCUUCAACCUCCCCGCUGCUGUCGAUCCCUACAACGGCACUCAGACCGCGACCGCUUUCGGACCGGCGUGCCCCCAGCAGGCGCUCUCGCUCCCGGUCCUCUCUGGUGUGCUCUCCGAUGCCGCAGACACCGUCGUCAACGGCUUCCUUUCGCUCAUCGAGCCUUCCGCCGAAGACUGUCUCUCGCUCAACGUGAUGGUUCCUGAUGGGACCAAAGCAGGCGACAAUCUGCCCGUCGCUGUGUGGAUUUUCGGAGGUGGCUUCGAGAUCGGCGGCACUAACAUAUACGACGGGGGUGGCAUCGUCAAGCGCUCGGCCGCUAUGAAGUCGCCCAUGAUUUUCGUGAGCAUGAACUAUCGCGUCUCUGCGUACGGCUUCCUUGCCAGCAAGGAAGUGAAAGCGGCCGGCGUCGGCAAUCUCGGCCUCCAAGACCAACGCCUCGCACUUCAAUGGGUACAGAAGUACAUCACCCAAUUUGGAGGCGACCCGUCCAAGGUAACCAUCUGGGGUGAGAGCGCGGGCGCGAUCUCCAUCGCACUCCACAUGGUCUCCAACGGCGGCGACCCCCAGGGCCUCUUCCGCGGCGCGUUCAUGGAGAGCGGCUCGCCCAUCCCCGUUGGCGACAUCGAGCACGGCCAGGGCGACUACGACGCGCUCGUGUCCCAGACCGGCUGCACGGGCGCCGCGGACACGCUGCAGUGCCUCCGCGAGGUCGACUUCAGCAAGCUCAAGAAGGCGGUCGACGCCUCGCCCUCCUUCUUCUCCUUCCAGGCCCUCAAGCUCGCCUGGAUCCCGCGCGUCGACGGCGUCUUCCUCACCCAGCCGUCGCAGCAGCUCGUCGUCAACGGCAGCGUCGCCAAGAUCCCCUUCGUCUCCGGGGACUGCGAGGACGAGGGCACGCUCUUCUCGCUCUCCUCGCUGAACGUGACGACCGACGCCGGCGCGCGGUCGUACAUCAAGGACGUCUUCACCCCGAACGCGACCGACGCCGAGCUCGACAAGCUUCUCUCCCUCUACCCGAGCACGCCCUCCGCGGGCUCCCCGUUCGGCACCGGCGCCUUCAACGCGAUCACGCCCCAGUUCAAGCGCAUCGCCGCCUUCCAGGGCGACCUCGUCUUCAACGCCGCCCGCCGCUUCUUCCUCCAGCAGCGCGCCGCGGACCAGCCCGUGUACUCCUUCCUGAGCAAGCGGUUCAAGGUGACGCCCGUCCUCGGCGCGUUCCACGUCACGGACGUGCUCAACGUCUUCGGCGGCGGGGAGCUCACGGACUACCUCAUCAACUUCACGAACAACCUCGACCCGAACGGGCCGACGGUCCCGGCGUGGCCGCAGUACACCGUCGCGCAGCCGCAGCUGAUGACGUUCCUCGACGGGUUCACCCCGACGAAGAUCACGACGGACGACUUCCGGAAGGACGCGAUGUCGUUCGUCAUUGAGCUCUCGCUCAAGUACCCGCUCUGA
Epithele typhae is the source of this 1665-nucleotide messenger RNA. Its product is annotated as carotenoid ester lipase precursor. The transcript has 12 exons. NCBI's taxonomy places the organism in Eukaryota, Fungi, Basidiomycota, Agaricomycetes, Polyporales, Epitheliaceae. The coding region runs from base 1 to 1665 and encodes 554 amino acids. The record is from RefSeq and is a predicted model, not a curated record.